AUGAAUACUUUAAAUAAAAGUAAAAUUUUAAAAAAUAAUGAUAACUCAAAUGCUGAAAAAGGACUUUUUGUUCGGUCAUCUUUGAAAAAUUAUUUAAAUUCAAGUAAUGCAACAUUAAUAAACGUCAGUCAAUCAUUAUGUCAAGGAGAUAGGUUGAUUCCUCGCAGAGAUGAUGAACGUUUUGACUAUGGUAAUUAUUCAAUAACAAAUCGUCCAAAACAAAAAAUUAGCAAUAGUGAGUCUAAUGCUAAUUCAAAUGAACCUAGUACGCCACCGAAUUUUUUGGAUGAAAACGAUGAAAAUCUUGUAUUAAAAAAUUUUAUUCGUGGUAAACCUGAUGAGGAGUUAGAAGAAGUAGAGAAAAUAUGGACUUUUACUGGUAUAUCUGUGCCUCAAGCACCUGUUGGACACAUGUCAAGGCAGAAAGUUGUUCAUUCAGGAAUUUUAAAGCCAUCUUCUUCAAUGAAAAAAGCUGUUAAAAAAAGGUGUUACCCUGCCUCUGAACUUAGGAUUCUUGAUGCACCUAAUUUAUUGGAUGAUUACUACUCAACACCUAUUCACUGGGGUUUUAAUAAUCAAAUUGCCGUAGCAUUAACAUUUGACAUCUAUGCCUAUGUUCCCGUGUCCGGGGAAUCAUACCAUCUUUAUUCUAUUGAUGAAGGACCUGAUUUUAUAUCGUCAGUUCAGUAUUCAAACUCAGCACAAUUUUUAUCAGUUGCUUUAAGUGAUGGUAAAAUUUAUAUUAUUGAUGUGGAGACUAGAAGAAGGAUGAGAACUAUGAGAUCACAAGUUGGUAGAAUAGCUUGCCAAGCUUGGAAUCAUAAUACCUUAUCUGUUGGAACUCGUAGUGGGAAUUUAUACCAUCAUGAUGUUAGAAUGAAAGAUCAUAAAAUUUCAAGUCAUUGUGCUCAUACGGAAGAAAUUUGUGGUUUAUUGUGGUCACCUGAUAAAAAAUAUCUUGUUUCAUCUAGUGGAGAUUGCAAUGUUCAGGUUUGGGGUGGUGAUACAGUGUAUUCUUCACCAGAAUCCAGUCAAAAGACACUAAUUGGUCAUACAGGAACAGUUAAAGCAUUGUCUUUUGUUCCAAAUUCCUAUUAUGAAGAUGUCCUAGCAACUGGAGGUGGUACUAGUGAUGGUACAAUAAAAUUAUGGAAUAUUGAUAACGGUACAAUUAUAAAAGAAGUUGAAACACAUUCACCUGUAAAUGGUAUUUUUGCAAGUGAUGAUUAUAAAGAAAUAGUAUCUUUUCAUGGAAAUCCCUCAAAUAACAUGAAUAUUUGGAAUUCUGGAAGUCUCAAACAACUUCAUUCUUUUGAACCAUAUAGGGAAAGGAUCAUUUCUCAUACAGUGUCGCCAGGUAAUGAAUAUGUUGUUACUGCUUCAGCUGAUCAGACAGUCAAAAUAUGGGAACUUUUUCCUUACAAACAUAAUAAUAAGAAAGAGUUUGAGUUUGUCGGUAGACCUCGUCAACAUAAUGUACAUCCUACUCACAGGAUUCGUUAA
Messenger RNA from Strongyloides ratti, 1503 nucleotides. RefSeq names its product Cell division cycle protein 20 homolog. NCBI's taxonomy places the organism in Eukaryota, Metazoa, Nematoda, Chromadorea, Rhabditida, Strongyloididae. The transcript is spliced from 2 exons. Gene Ontology annotation, molecular function: ubiquitin ligase activator activity; protein binding; anaphase-promoting complex binding. The record is from RefSeq and is a predicted model, not a curated record. Gene Ontology annotation, cellular component: anaphase-promoting complex. Bases 1 to 1503 code for a protein of 500 amino acids. Gene Ontology annotation, biological process: anaphase-promoting complex-dependent catabolic process; positive regulation of anaphase-promoting complex-dependent catabolic process; positive regulation of ubiquitin protein ligase activity.